Molecule: messenger RNA, 2346 nt
Organism: Kockovaella imperatae
Lineage: Eukaryota; Fungi; Basidiomycota; Tremellomycetes; Tremellales; Cuniculitremaceae
Product: multi-copper oxidase laccase-like protein
Exons: 14
Coding region: 306-2225 (639 amino acids)
Molecular function (GO): copper ion binding; oxidoreductase activity
Source: RefSeq, a predicted model, not a curated record
AUCCAAAUUGCCCGAAUGCCCGGAGACUCAUUUGAUUCGAUCGAAAGUGUCGUCAUUUUGGAUUAAAAACAAGGUCUAUCGGGUUCCGGGCUAUCGGCGCCGGAGUUGUCCUCGCUGCUGGGAAGUAGGGAAGGGAUCUGACCUUAUGCCUGGGUGGUUGAGGGAGGGGAUUGUAGAGAGACAAGUGGGGAAUGAGGCCUUUUUGGGUGCUCCUCUGUGAUCGAGUGGUAUCGACGUUAAAAUCUGCACAUCAUCUCUCUCUCUCUUCCUGACAUCCUUCUUCUCUGAUCGACUGUGCGAUAGUCAUGAGACUCUCUCACAUCCUGUUCACUCUGGCUGUAGCCGCUAACACUGUUCUGGCAUGGCAGCCAGACUAUAUUCUCCGGAUCAGCAAUCAAACCAUUGCGAGCGACUGUCAACCUAGAUCCAGUGUGGUGGUAAAUGGCACGGCACCCGGACCCCUCUUGACAUUCCAAGAAGGACAACAUUACUGGGUACGAGUAUUCAAUGAUCUCCCGGAUCAGAAUACGACAAUCCAUUUCCAUGGAUUCACUCAAUAUACAACACCGUUCUCUGAUGGCACACCUCUCACGAGCCAGUGGCCAAUUCCUCCCGGACACUUUUACGACUACGAGUUCAAUCUCGAGGAUGGCUUCCACGGAACAUACUGGUACCACUCACACGUCAACAUGCAAGUUCUCACUGCUCAAGGUCCAGUCAUUGUAGAGCCAAAGAACAAGACGGCUCCGAUUGAUUAUGAUGAAGACAUCGUCAUGAUGCUAAGUGAUGAUUAUCAUGCUUCGGACGAGACAAUCGUUGCUGGACUUCUGAACACUUCAGUGUUCGGAUGGCUCGGCGAGCCUCAAAACUUACUGGUCAACGGUCACGCGCCUGGAGAAUGUAAUGAGACGGCCUUGUCUGCAGGGCAGACCUGCAACGUCACUUGUGGCAACAAUCUGCAGAAAGUUUUGCCUGGAAAAAAGUACAGAGUCCGAGUGAUCGGCGCCACUGUUCUUAGUUACAUCGGCCUUGCUCUGGAGGGCCACAACAUGACGGUUAUCGAAGUGGACGGCACAUACGUUGAGCCUUAUCCCGUUGUAGAUCUGGAGCUUGGAGCAGGGCAGAGGUACUCAGUCAUCAUCGAGACCAUGCAGAAUCCGCCGAAACACGACUAUCACUGGCGUUUAAGGACCAUGUGGAGACCUACACGAGUCAAUGGUUCUGCUUUGUGGCAGUACGAUGAUGAUGCGCCGUCCAAUUGCCCAUAUGACAAUCACGGUCCAGUCUCUUCUGCUGCCACACCGACAAAUCUCAACGAGACCGUAUAUUUGCCAGAGGAAAAGUUUGGAUGGUACUCUGAUGACUUUGUACAGUGGAACUCGACGGAAUAUCCGCCUACAGAUGAUGAGGUCACUCGUGUCAUCGUCCUCAAUGGUCAACAGCUCGUCGCCGGGAAAUCUGGAUUCAGAUGGUCUGUCAACAACCACCUGUACAACGGCACCACGCCUCAUGUGCCGUACCUCGUCGGCUUGUACUCCGAGAACCCCACAGAGAGGAUGCCAAACUACUCGAUUGCUCUCCAACACGGCGGGUAUGAUCCGUUGUCAAACACAUAUCCUGCUAAACUCGGAGAGGUCCUAGACAUCGUUAUUGAGAAUCACGCUGGUCCCACGUCCGGUAUGGCGGAAGCUCACCCGUGGCACUCGCAUGGGAGAAAGUACUGGGACAUGGGCUCCGGAACCGGAAACUUCUCCUAUGCCGCCCUGAACGCAUCCCGAGCAGCAGCAAAGGGUUUACCCUACCUCCGAGACACGUCUGUUGUGUACCCAAGCCCUGGCGCGGCGUACAACGGCAGUGUGACUGGUAAUUACAGCGAUGCGGGGUGGAGACUGUUCAGAAUCAAGGUGGAGGAUCCCGGCACCUGGCUCGUUCACUGCCAUAUCACACCUCAUCAAGUCAUGGGAAUGAUGACGGUCUUCAUGUACGGCGCGGAAGAUCUCGCUCCGAUUCCCGAGUCGUUGGUCCAUGAAUUCCUGACGUAUGGCGGAGGCGCAUACGGUGAACGGACCUAUUCAUACUCUACGAUCCCUCGAUCCUUCUUCUCAGAGAUGAAGAGAGCGGCAGAGGAGCUGAGAAUGUUGGAGAGAAUCCGACGUUCCGCGAAAGGUCUCAGGGAAUACGUGGGUGGAGGAAGAAGCGCUGUCAGCGCGGAUCGGAAGGGCUGAAGUUGGGUGUUGACGCGAGUAGAGCGUGGAUCGGAGUGCUUCCGCUCUCUGAUUCAAUUAAACAUUGUCCUGUAGCUGUUCAGACUAGAUUGGCUUGCAUAAUCGAGAUGCAAAUUGAAAG